This is a messenger RNA of Gymnogyps californianus (California condor), 606 nucleotides long. RefSeq names its product DBF4-type zinc finger-containing protein 2 homolog. The coding region runs from base 1 to 606 and encodes 201 amino acids. NCBI's taxonomy places the organism in Eukaryota, Metazoa, Chordata, Aves, Accipitriformes, Cathartidae. The record is from RefSeq and is a predicted model, not a curated record. The transcript has a single exon.
AUGCAGUACCGUAAAGGCGACAGCGACCAGGACUUGUGCCACGAUAGCUCGGUCUGUGGCGAGAAGGGCUGGACGUGGCACGGUUCCACGGGGUGCUGCCACGAAAGCCCCGUGGGUGCCACGGACCUGCCCCCUUGCCAUGACCACGGCAGCCUCAGCCGCGACAUUGAAGGGUCCUGCCAGAGCAAGCCACAAGGCUGCCAGCCCAUGGAGCCGUGCCCACCCCGGAGCUGCUGCUCGCCACAGCAAAGCUGCAAUUUUGGCAAGCCCCGGCGGCGGGUGGAGGUGAGCCACGUGCAGCCCGUCUGCCCCCCACCCGUGAAAAUCCAUCGCCGGCCGCUGCAGCAGUACCGCCCACCCCUGCACUGCGAGGACCCAGGUUGCUGCGGCAAGCCCCGGAGGCGAGUGGAGCAGUGCCCCAUGGAGGAUGCCUGUCCCCCCGUGAUACUGCAUCCCCGGCCGCUGCAGCAUCGCUGCCCCUGCAUCCCGUGCUGCCGCCCACCCGUCCAGCACUGCUGCCCAACUGCUGUGCCCCUGCCGCUGCAUCCCGUCCAGCACCAGCAAAAGCACGUCCCUCUCUUGCCACCCUGUCUGCAGAAGAAAUGA